Molecule: messenger RNA, 4220 nt
Organism: Pectinophora gossypiella (pink bollworm)
Lineage: Eukaryota; Metazoa; Arthropoda; Insecta; Lepidoptera; Gelechiidae
Gene: Ac3
Product: adenylate cyclase type 8
Exons: 22
Coding region: 446-3664 (1072 amino acids)
Biological process (GO): adenylate cyclase-activating G protein-coupled receptor signaling pathway; cAMP biosynthetic process; intracellular signal transduction
Molecular function (GO): adenylate cyclase activity
Source: RefSeq, a predicted model, not a curated record
UCGCCUCGCCGCAGCCGCGCCCGCUACACCGCGCACUGCUGCCCGCACUCCCACUCGCUCGAUAUUCCCGGACGCUCAUACAUCAUCCCUACAUUCCAACAUCAUCAAUACCCGACGCAUCAUCUUAGUGCCGACGAUACCAUCUCGCCUUCUUUCACGUCCAAACCGGUUACGGGUCAAUAGUUAAAUCUUUUCGUAGAUAUUGCUUACAUCAUCGGUACUGCACUUUCGGCGGGAAACAUUACCAUGUUCACCACUAACCAGUAAGCUUUAUACAAAUUGAUCAAAGCAAUUCAAUGGGCUAUGAAAUAGUUUCAGCUGUUAGAAUAUUUACAAUCUAAAGUGAAAGAAAAUAAGUACCCAGUGAAAAUUGCAAAGUAUUAUAAAAAUGUUGAAAAGUGGUUAAAAAGUUGAGAGGGUUGAAAUAUGAGGAAGCAUUGAAGCAAUGGAGAAGUUGAUGCAGGCACGAACGGUAAACAAAUGUUCAUGUUGGAUAUGCCUGGUGCCGCCGUGGGGGUUCACGGACCUGGAGGAGGAGCAACUGUACUCGGCGUACACGCAGCGGCAGCGGCAGCGUGCUGUGCCGCGCCUGCUAGUCGCCGGUGCGCUGUUGCAGAUAUUUGCCGCAAUCGUACCUGGAGAACGCGACUUGCGGUUCGCCUAUACCUCGGUCGUGAUUGGUUUGUUGACCAACUUGAUUCUGGCAGUGCUGUACGCUUUCAUUCGUCCCGCGAGGCCCGUUCUGAAUCACGUGGCCUGGAUGGCGCUAUGGACCCAGCUACUGGUGAGCGCGUCGCGUCGCCUCGGGGACUCCUACAACGAGUUGCUCGGCUGGGCCGUCGUGCUCCAAUACUUCACACUUGCCACGUUACCCUUCCAUCACCUGCUGUUGAUGUUUUAUAGCACCACAUCCUUUUCUGCUUACCUCCUCGUGCAAUAUUACAACGCUGCUACAUCUGAAAGCAGGCUCCCAGAUGAUUUUGUAUUCCAGCAAAUAGCAAACGGGGCUUUACUUCUGGGAGCUACACUGCUAGGUGGAACUGCGUAUGCCGUAGGAGAGCGCCAGCAACGUUGCUCAUUUCAAGAGACAAAACGAAGUUUGCGCGAUAAACUUACUAUCGAACAACAAAGCAAAGAACAGGAACGGUUGUUGCUAUCCGUUCUGCCAGAACAUGUUGCAGUGCAGAUGCGUCAAGAUUUAGGCCUUAUUGAUACUCAAUUUAAGAAGAUUUAUAUGUCUCGCCAUGAAAAUGUUAGUAUAUUGUAUGCGGACAUCGUCGGCUUCACGGCCAUUUCCUCAACGUAUUCAGCUCAAGAUCUUGUGGCAAUUUUAAAUGAACUGUUUGCGCGUUUCGAUCGGCUUUCCGAGAAAUAUAAACAAUUACGUAUCAAGAUCCUCGGUGAUUGCUACUACUGCAUCAGCGGGGCGCCGGUGGAGCGACCAGAUCAUGCCGUCCUUUGUGUGCACAUGGGCUUAUCCAUGGUCAAAGCAAUUAAGUACGUCCAGCAGACGACGAACUCGCCGGUGGACAUGCGCGUGGGCAUCCACACGGGUGCGGUACUAGCCGGCGUGCUGGGCCAGCGGCAAUGGCAGUUCGAUGUGUACUCGCGCGACGUCGAGCUCGCGAACAAGAUGGAGAGCAGUGGCAUGGCCGGCCGUGUGCACAUAUCGGAGGUGACGCUGAGCUUCCUUAACAACGAGUUCGAGGUGGAGCCGGCGCACGGCGAGCGGCGCGAGGAAAUGCUCCGACAGGCCGGCAUCAAGACCUACUUCAUCGUCAAAGUGCUCAAACCUUUCCAGGGAAACGAAGAGAAGAGUGCGCUCGAGGGCGAUACGGGUGAGGGAGGCGACGCGGGGGACACUAUGUCCGACCUCAAAGACGACGACGAGGACUCGGUUCUGUCGCCGCAAGAUGAACACAAGGACAGUGAAGAGUUGAAAAUACUAUCAAUGUUACAAGAAGAGCUCGUUCAAAGAGACGACAACAAGGAGCUGGCGGACGCGACGACGUUGUGCCUAACGUUCCGGUCAGCGGAGGCGGAGGCGGCGUACGCGCGACGCGGGGACCCGUGUCCAUUGGCUGUGGCCGCGCCGCCGCUCAUGCUGCUGCCGGCGGUGGUAGCCCUCGCCAGCUUCGCCGUGCCGCAGGCCUGGUCGCUGCACGCUGUCUACCUCGCCCUCAUACUCGAGACCGGCCUAAUCAAUGUCGUCUAUUACGCCUGCUUCCGAUACGCUCAAUUUAAGAAGAAAACAGUCAGCCCCUAUUGGAAAUUGACAUGUGGAACUUUCAACAUAGCCAUGUUCGUGGCAGCAAACAUCGCGCCUUUGAUCAUCUGCGGCAAUUUCGAGACGUUGAUCCGUGAGGACGGUCUGCGGGAGGAUGCCCCGGCGCACGGUGGGGCUCGCCGCUGCAUACAUCCAUCCUACUAUUACCAUGUGGGUGCAGGCGCGGCCUGCGGUGCGCUGUGGGUGUCCCCGCUGGGCGGGUGCGCACGCGCCCUGCUGCUGCUGGCGCUGGCAGCGGCGCACGCGCUGCCGGCCGCGCUGCACCCCGCGCUGCUCGCGCCGCGCGCCUCGCUCGACCGCGACCCCUACCAGCUUCCCUUCAACGCCACCGUCGACUUUGACGAGCAAGCCUUUAAUGUUCUGUCGCAGGUUCACACCGGACGGAACAUCAUAAUGCUAUUUUUCGUGGUGCUGGCCCUGCUCAUAUUCAACAGAUACAGCGAAGCGUUGGAGCGCGCGCGGCAUUCACGCGGGGAACGGAUGCGAGCGCAGGCAGAACAGGCGGCGGACCUGCGCCGGCGCAAUCAGGCGUUGAUCCAUAAUGUGCUGCCGCCACACGUGGCGCGUCACUUCAUGGGCGCCCGUCACCAUCACCGUGACCUCUACAGCCAGAGCUACGCUGAAGUUGGCGUGCUCUUCGCUUCUAUGCCCAACUUCACUGAAUUUUAUUCAGAAGAAACCGUAAACAACCAAGGCCUGGAAUGUUUGCGAUUUCUUAACGAAGUUAUAUCGGACUUCGAUUUGUUGUUGGAGAACGCUAAGUUCAGCAACGACAUCAUUAAAAUCAAGACUAUCAGCUCCACGUACAUGGCUGCGUCAGGCCUAAACCCCACACGACAGAUGCAGCCGUCCGAUGGAGUGUUGGUGAGGUGGGCACACCUGGCGUGCCUGGUGGAGUUUGCACUGGAGUUACAACGAGUGUUGGCGGCGAUCAACGAGCAGUCAUUCAACCACUUCGUACUGCGCAUGGGCGUGAACCACGGCCCGAUCACCGCCGGCGUCAUCGGCGCGCGCAAGCCGCACUACGACAUUUGGGGAAACACCGUCAACGUCGCCUCGCGUAUGGAGAGCACCGGCAAAGCUGGCUGCAUACAGGUGACGGAGGAGACCUGUGAGAUUCUUCAGAGCUUCGGCUACUACUUCGAGCAGCGAGGUCUGGUGGCUGUCAAGGGCAAGGGGCAACUGAUGACAUACUACCUGCAGGGCAAACGUGACACGCCCACUCGCACAGACAAACCCACGAUGGAAGAGACCGCGCCUGAGCCUGGUCAGGGAGAGGCGUUGCUGGCGAACGGUGACGCGACGAGCACCGGCGCGGGUGCAGGCCGUCGCUCCCCGCCGCGCGCCGACGCCGAGCGCCCGCUGCUACCUCCAUAAACUCCAUCCACCAACAUACAUUAAACAGUCUAUUACGUCCCAAUACUGGGCCCAAGCCUCCCUUUAGUCAACCGAAGGAACAUACUCCACUAGCUCCACUGCGAUUUUAUGGAGGUAUUUUGGUCACCUUCAAAUAUGUACCUGAACCAUUUAGAGUUCAAACCUGACCACUUAUUUUAUUAAGUUGGCACUCAAAUUACUUUUUAAAUCUCCCAAAUAAGACUCACAAAUGUAAAGAUUCACCAGCCUGAUAAAAAUAACAGUUCUAGAGUGUAUAAUAGUGUGUUAGUGACAUCGUGACGAUACUGAGGGGGGUGAUUGAGACUAUGAUUCUGAAUUAAUAUCAAGUGGAAUUUUCAGUCGCAAAAUUAAUGAUUCUUUUUGUGUUUUUUAAAAUGAUUUUCAAUUAUAUACUUUUGCUAUGGAAAAUUCCACUUGAUAUUAACUCAGAAUAAUGAGCUGCAUCACCCCCCUCAGUAUUCGUUACGACGUCACUUACGCCCCGUACAAAUACAUACGAGUAGCCAUACAAGUACGUAUGGGUGUUAGUGACACG